GAAAAGAUCAAAUAUGUUGGUUUCGGUGCUUUUUUUUGUUGUAUCGUUAAGUGUUUCUGUGCAGAGCUAUGAUGACAAACUGGAUGAGCUAAAACAACAAUAUUUACAAAUGAUAAUGGAUUGUUCUGCAGACACACCUUUGACCGAAACCGAUAUUGAACAAUUAAAAAACAAACAAAUGCCAGACAAGGAAUCGAUUAAAUGUCUCUUUGCGUGUGCUUACACUAAAGCAGGCAUUAUGAGUGAAGAUGGAUAUCUUUCUGUUGAAGGAACAAACAAUCUAGCUCAAACAUACUUAGAAAAUGAGCCCGACAGGUUAAAGAAAGCAAUACAGCUUACUGAGGCUUGUAAGUUUGUAAAUGACGAAAAUAUAGAUGGAAAUAAAGCAUGCGAGAGAGCUGCUUUAAUUUUCAAAUGCACCGUUGAUAAAGCUGUUGAGGCGAUGACAGAUGAAGAAGCCAAAGCCGAUUUUGCGAAGGCGAUAAUGGGUUGUGCUAAAGACGCAGCCGUGGAUAUGAGUGAUAUUAUGUCUUUAGCUUCUCUGGUUGUACCGACCGAUUCUAAAGUUAAAUGCGUUCUCGCCUGCGCUUACAGGAAGAAAGGAUCGCUGAAUGCUCAAGGCAUGUACGAUAUCGACGGGGCAUAUGCGCUGGCUGAUACCAUGCUAAAAGGUGACGAAGCACGUAUAAAGAAAGGGAAGGAAUUCGCCGAUGCUUGCGCCUCUGUGAACGAUGAGACUGUGAGUGACGGCGAAAAGGGGUGCGAUAGAGCUGCGUUGAUGUUCAAAUGCGCUGUUAAAAAUGCUGCUAAGGUUUGUGUUGUAUGCUUAUGGAUUCAAAUUAUAACCAGCCAACCCACCAUAUCCAGUAAUGCUCCACUAUGA
Molecule: messenger RNA, 883 nt
Organism: Zerene cesonia (dogface butterfly)
Lineage: Eukaryota; Metazoa; Arthropoda; Insecta; Lepidoptera; Pieridae
Exons: 8
Coding region: 14-883 (289 amino acids)
Biological process (GO): sensory perception of smell
Molecular function (GO): odorant binding
Source: RefSeq, a predicted model, not a curated record